AUCCGGAGACACCCCUCGAAGCCCUGUUCUCCGCACGCUCGGGCAGCGGGCCGCGGAAACCGUGGCUGUUGGCCGAGCGGGCGCCGGUCCAAAGCCCCAUCCGGGGCGGCGGCUGGUGUGCGGGUCGCAGCGGGAGAGACGCGCGAAAAGAAGGAAAUACGGAAGAGGGAGAGGUGAACCACCCUGUGCUGGAGUGACGGGAAGCAAUGCAGAAAUCAGAGUGCCAUGGAGACACACAGUUGAGAACCAGAGUGAGAGGUAAUGAUGAUCAAAGGACAUCAUCGAGUCCACAGAGAAAGCCUAGGACUACAGUUCAACGAAGCAAAUCCUCAUCCUCAUCGUCAGCCAGUUCUCCAGAUGCUGCAAUAAAAGUCCAUCCUCGACCAAGUGAUAAACUUAACCCUAAAACAAUUAACCCGUUUGGUGAACAGUCACGAGCCCCUUCUGCAUUUGCAGCUGUUUACUCUAAAGGUGGUAUUCCUUGCAGGUUGAUCCAUGGUUCAGUAAAACACAGAUUACAGUGGGACUCUCCUCCUGAAAAUCUUUCCUUUGAUCCUCUUCUUAUUACUUUAGCCGAGGGUCUGAGAGAGACUAAACAUCCAUACACCUUUGUUUCAAAGGAGGGUUUUAGAGAAUUACUCUUGGUCCGAGAUGCUCCUGAAAAAGCUGUGCCUUUGCUUCCUAGACUGAGUCCUGUGCUAAAGGCGGCUCUGGCCCAUUCGGAUGAUGAAGUGUUUGAAAGAGGACUGAAUGCUCUCGUGCAGUUAAGUGUCGUCGUUGGUCCUUCUCUGAAUGACCACCUGAAACAUCUGCUUACCAGUCUAUUCAAGAGACUAAGGGAUAAGAAGUUCAAAGAGCCGAUCACGAAUGCAUUGCAGAAGCUGGAGCAGCAUGGUGGAAGUGGAAGCCUUAUCAUCAUCAAAGCUAAAAUUCCAACAUAUUGCUCUAUAUGUUGUUAA
Messenger RNA from Myotis lucifugus (little brown bat), 959 nucleotides. RefSeq names its product parkin coregulated like (gene PACRGL). Bases 207 to 959 code for a protein of 250 amino acids. The record is from RefSeq and is a predicted model, not a curated record. Lineage: Eukaryota; Metazoa; Chordata; Mammalia; Chiroptera; Vespertilionidae. The transcript has 10 exons.